AUAAUGUUCCCUGCUUUUACAUCCAGUCUUAGAAGUAUGUUCAGUAGCCCUCAAUUCAAGGAGAAUGUAUCAUCAUUCCAGAAACUUCUUGCUGAAGGAGUUUUUGAUAAUUCAUUCUCUGGAGUGAAAGUUGACCAUCAUAGAACCUUGAAGAAACUUGUGUUGUACAAUUUAACAAAAUCGAAGUGGGUGGAACAAUAUAACCUACUUAAGGGAGGGAAAGGCAAAGAUUCUAUCAGUAAGUCUGAAGGAAGAGGACUCGUUGCUCGUUUGGAAAAUGUUCAAAGAUCACAAGAUGGACAACACCAAAAGUUUAUAGGAGCGAGGACUAUGAUGAAGAGCCCGAGAAGGGUGUUGAUGAAGUCAAUUUAUGACCACAAGGAUCUUAUAGACAAUGAUGGCCCAGAGAAUUUGUUUUCAUUGCCGAAUGAUAAUGGCUCCCGGGGUUUGGACACAUUGCAAUUUGCUGAUGAGAACUCAGAACAGGAUCUACUGCUGGAUGUGCCAUAUAACAGCUCUUUCCCACAAGCUGAACUCCUCCCGCCUUCAAAUUUUGCUAUGCAAGCAAGUACCAGUAGUAAUUCAGUAUAUCCACAUCUUGCUCGUCCCUGAGGGCAUGCUUCCCACCGACCUUUCUCUAUUCUCCAAGGCAGUUUUGUUUCCUCCGUCUUGCAAACCGGGUGCAAAUGAGGUUUGAUAAUUGCCUCCUCUUUCCCUCGUUUCUAUUUCCUCAACCUACACGUAACUCAAACCGAAAAGGGAUGGACAUAUCCCUGGUCUUUUUUGGUAUAGGUUGACAGAAGAUUGUAAUAUAUAGCAGAAAAAUGAUAAUGUGAAGAGCUUAUGCUUGCUGGGAAACUGCUGACUUGUGACAUAAUUUUCAUUUGGCAAGAAAUCAGCACUUGGAACAGAGUACUUUCCUAAAAUUUAUAAACGGCAAUCAACAAAACUGUGUGGCGUGUGCAGGAAUGAGAUUGGACAUUUUGAUCUUUGUUGUAUGGAGCACGUGAAUUUUUCAAACAUUUGGUAUGAUUAUAAUUAAAUAAGUAAUCGUUAUCAUUGUUGGACUAAAGCCAACUCAAGAUUGUAUAUUUUGGAGAGUGAGAGACUUAUUUUUGAA
Messenger RNA from Olea europaea var. sylvestris, 1120 nucleotides. RefSeq names its product GATA transcription factor 26-like. The coding region runs from base 4 to 612 and encodes 202 amino acids. Lineage: Eukaryota; Viridiplantae; Streptophyta; Magnoliopsida; Lamiales; Oleaceae. The transcript has 3 exons. The record is from RefSeq and is a predicted model, not a curated record.